ACAAAUCAAAAACAUUCUACAACUAUCAAAUUAAACAUGGGAAGAAGACACUCACUUAUAAACAUCUUCCUCUCUAUUUUUUCACUCUUCUCUCUCGUCCUCCUCCCUACAUCACACGCGCUGCCCCUAUCAACGAACUCUCGAUGGAUCGUCGAUGCGAAGGGGCAGCGCGUAAAGUUAGCGUGCGUAACGUGGGCAUCACACCUAGAGUUGGUGGUGGCAGAAGGACUAAACAAACAGCCAGUUGAUGUAAUAUCAAAGAAGAUAAAAGAGUUGGGAUUUAAUUGUGUUAGGCUAACUUGGCCUAUUUAUUUGGCCAGUAAUGAAUCUUUGGCUUCUCUAACUGUAAGACAAUCUUUUCUCAAUGCUGGUCUUUCUGCGUCCGUUAUUGCUGAGUUACAAGCUAACAAUCCCUCCAUUGUUGAUCUCUCUCUCAUUAAUGCUUUCCAGGCAGUUGUGUCAAGCCUAGCUAAAAACAAUGUGAUGGUAAUACUGGAUAAUCAUGUAAGUAAACCAGGGUGGUGUUGCAGUUAUUCUGAUGGUAAUGGCUUCUUUGGUGACAAAUAUUUCAACCCUGAUCUUUGGAUUAAAGGCUUGACUAAAAUGGCAACUCUUUUCCGAAACAAUCCAUUUGUUGUUGGUAUGAGUUUAAGGAACGAACUUCGUGGACCUAAGCAGAACGCUAAUGAUUGGUAUAGGUACAUGCAAAGAGGCGCUGAAGCAGUACAUGAAGCCAACCCGAAUGUACUAGUGAUCCUCUCCGGCCUGAGCUUCGACACAAACUUAAGCUUCCUCCGCGAACAACCAGUAUCUCUUAGCUUCACUGGGAAAAUAGUUUUCGAGGUCCAUAAGUAUUCGUUCGCAGACACAUUCGAAUGGGAGACUAAGAACCCAAAUGAAGCUUGUGGGAAAAUGAUGAGUGAUCUUAUGAAAAUGUCGGGAUUUUUGCUUGAUCAAGGCUUUCCUUUGUUUGUAGGUGAGUGGGGGAUAAAUCUGGUGAAACAAUCUGAGAGUGAGCAAAAGUACUUGAAUUGUUUCCUUGCUUGGGCUGUUGAACAUGACUUAGAUUGGGCGUUAUGGACUUUGGUUGGGAGCUAUACUUUCAAAAGUGGUGUGGUUGGGAGCAGCGAGUAUUUUGGAUUGCUAAAUGAGAAUUGGACUCAAGUUCGUGAUAAAACUUUCUUACAAAGGAUUUCUGUCAUCCAAUCCCCUCUUCAAGGUCCCGGGAUACCAUAUUACAAUAAACACAAGAUAAUAUUUCACCCGUCCACAGGACUUUGCAUCCUAAAAAAUACAGUGAUGGGAGUGGAGCUUGGAAAUUGCUCAGAAUCAAACCAUUGGAGCUACACAGCCAAUAAUAUCCUAGAGAUUAAGGGGUCAUAUCUAUGCUUACAAGCUCAAGGUCUGAACCGCCCGACGAGGCUCAGCAUUAUAUGUCCCGGAAGAGGUACGGAUUGGACACCAAUCUCAGACUCAAAGCUACUCCUCGCCGCCACAUUGAGCAACAAUACUACAGCUUGCUUAGAUGUGGAUUCUCAUAACAAUCUUAUUACAACUACUUGUAAGUGCACAAGUAACGACAACAAGUGCGAUCCUGGGAGCCAGUGGUUUAAGGUUGCUGAUGCUUUUGAUAAACAACUACAUUAAAAUUGUUGCAGAGUACAUCCUAUGAUGCAAUAUAAAUUUCCCAGAACAAUAAUAGUAGUACGUUGCUCUUGGCAUAAAGCCAUAAAAUUACAUGCUUGAAAAUGGCAUAAUAUUUAUAAGAAAAAUAUAGUCACCAAUCUCAAGUUUGGGGCCUCUCCAUACUCAUCUCAGAUGUUAUUAGAAGUAUGAAUUAUCUCAUGUUUAGUAAUAUCCUUCUCAUUUUGGUCCAUAACAACUUAUACCUGUACCAAUGUUAGAUUUUGCU
Molecule: messenger RNA, 1912 nt
Organism: Beta vulgaris subsp. vulgaris (sugar beet)
Lineage: Eukaryota; Viridiplantae; Streptophyta; Magnoliopsida; Caryophyllales; Amaranthaceae
Product: glycosyl hydrolase 5 family protein-like
Exons: 4
Coding region: 37-1647 (536 amino acids)
Molecular function (GO): hydrolase activity, hydrolyzing O-glycosyl compounds
Source: RefSeq, a predicted model, not a curated record